AUGAAUAGCAAACGGCUCAAAGACCAUCUCAAUCAAAAUCUCCUUCAAAUUCCUGCAAUCGACGCCCUUCUCAAUCUUAUUCUCAACCCGUCCCUAACAGCAGCUCAAAAGGCCCUCCCAAAACGUCUUCACCUCCCCGUAAUUCAACUCACAUCUCGCGGCUCUUGCGGCAAAACACACCUUCUAUAUCUCAUCUGCGCUGUCGCAACUCUACCCUCCAAACUUGGGGGAAAGGGUCGCGCAGUCGUGAUAAUCGACUGCAAGUCGCAAUUCUCUGUCAACAGGCUAUACGAGGUAAUGCGGGGAUGCGCCAGACAGUACCUCCAAGUUCCGUCAAUCUCGAGCAUUCAGCUCCAUGGCCUUCUCAAAACCGCUCUUUCACACGUCCACAUUUUUCGCCCGACAUCCUCCGCACAGCUCCUACUCACGAUUCAGUCUCUGAAAUCAUACCUCUGCACCACCGAGCACCAAUCCUCCAAGCGCCGUAUUGACAGCAUCCUCAUCGACGGCAUCUCAAGUUUCAUAUGGCGCGACCGUUGGAAUGACUAUCAUGCCGUCAUGCUAUCGCAAGGGCACCCGGAUUGGAUUGAUCUGCAGGAGCGGUACAGUAGUAUUGUGCGGGAGCUACAGGAGGUGGCCGGAGCGCUGGGCGCCUAUGUAGUAGUCACGAACCUUGGAUUUUUGGGGUGGCGGGGUGGUGAUCUAGAUGCACAACCUCCCUUGCGUGGAGCGAGGUCCCUGGUAGAGGAAAAGCCACCUAGAGAAAGGCCUUACUUAAGAAAUGCGUUACCUGCACCGUGGAAUGCGUUUGUCAACGUGAAGAUUGUGCUACGACACUUUCGGUCUGGGGAGGAUGAGGAGAGGAGGUUUGUGGGCUUCUCAGAUACAGUGGGACUGGGUGGGGGCUUGCAGAGGGCGGUAAGUGAGGUUAAUGGUGGGACUGGGCAGUUUUGGUUCGAGAUAACGAGUGAAGGAGUCACUGUUGGUGCAAGUGCGAAUUUAUGA
Morchella sextelata is the source of this 1005-nucleotide messenger RNA. RefSeq lists its product as uncharacterized. Gene Ontology annotation, biological process: DNA strand invasion; double-strand break repair via homologous recombination. The coding region runs from base 1 to 1005 and encodes 334 amino acids. NCBI's taxonomy places the organism in Eukaryota, Fungi, Ascomycota, Pezizomycetes, Pezizales, Morchellaceae. The transcript has a single exon. Gene Ontology annotation, cellular component: replication fork; Rad51B-Rad51C-Rad51D-XRCC2 complex; centrosome. Gene Ontology annotation, molecular function: four-way junction DNA binding. The record is from RefSeq and is a predicted model, not a curated record.